Molecule: messenger RNA, 4728 nt
Organism: Meleagris gallopavo (turkey)
Lineage: Eukaryota; Metazoa; Chordata; Aves; Galliformes; Phasianidae
Source: RefSeq, a predicted model, not a curated record
UACUGAAUGGAGGAAGGGGGUGGAAAUCAGUCUUUACCAGGACUUGUUCUGUAAUCACCUCGCAUGGGUGUUUUUACCCAUGUUCUACUGAGUGGUGAAGAAUGAGAAGUCGCAGUUGUUCAGCUGAGUGGAUCUAAAUGGGUGGCUUCCCUUUGGACCCCCAAUCCCGUCUUCAGUAAGAGGGGUUGCCUGCUUCUUUUGGAGCAACUUACAUUCCCUUAGGACAGGUACAGGAACUGUAGAAGUCCAUUUUAGAAUUGGGAAGUAGAAGUUUCUGCAGCUCUGGAAAGAUAUGCCAUGGAAGUAAUCAGCUGGGGUGGUCCCAUAGCGCUCUGGGCCCGAGUAUUGCUGAGUGAUCAUUGGCUGCCACCUGAGUGACAAAGUAAAGGACCAAGUCUUCAAUUUAAACCAGUGGAGCCAGAUCACAGGAAAGAAUUGACAGAGUUGUUAAGCUCAUGCUUAGCCCAACGUGACACAGGACUGGUGUGACAACUGUUUUUAAUCAGUGACUCAAAAUUGUGAUCACCCUGAUGUCACCGAAUGGCCACAGCUUGUAAAAGAUCACCAGGAGAACCUCACUCUGAAAACAUUGAAACUAGCCGAAUGAAGCGAGCAGCUGCAAAGCAUCUAAUAGAGCGCUACUACCACCAGUUAACUGAGGGCUGUGGAAAUGAAGCCUGCACGAAUGAAUUUUGUGCUUCCUGUCCAACUUUUCUCCGUAUGGAUAACAAUGCAGCAGCCAUUAAGGCCCUCGAGCUUUAUAAGAUUAAUGCAAAACUCUGUGAUCCUCAUCCCUCCAAGAAAGGAACGAGCUCAGCUUACCUAGAAAACAACUCCAAGGGUGCCCAUAACAAUUCCUGCACUGACAGAAAAAUGAACAAGAAGGAAAUGCAAGGCCCAAGAGAUGACUUCAAAGAUGUGACUUUUCUAACGGAAGACAAGAUAUAUGAAAUUCUUGAACUAUGUCGAGAAAAAGAGGAUUAUUCCCCUUUAAUCCGAGUGAUUGGGAGAGUAUUUUCCAGUGCUGAAGCACUGGUACAGAGUUUCCGAAAAGCCAAGCAUCACACCAAGGAGGAGCUCAAGUCUCUUCAAGGAAAGGAUGAAGACAAAGAUGAAGAUGAAAAGGAAAAAGCUGCCUGUUCGGCUGCUGCUAUGGAAGAAGAUUCAGGCGCAUCAUCAUCUUCAUCGUCAAGAAUAGGUGAUAAUACACAAGGAGAUAAUAACCUCCAAAAAUUAGGCCCUGAUGAAGUGUCUGUAGAUAUUGAAGCAGUCAGGCGGGUCUACGAUAGAUUACUUUCUAAUGAAAAAAUAGAAACUGCCUUUUUAAAUGCACUUGUGUAUUUGUCACCUAAUGUGGAAUGUGACUUGACUUACCACAAUGUAUACUCUCGGGAUCCGAACUAUCUGAAUUUGUUUAUUAUCGUUAUGGAGAAUGGCAAUCUUCAUAGCCCAGAAUAUCUGGAAAUGGCUCUGCCGUUGUUUUGCAAAGCAAUGAGCAAGCUGCCCCUUGCAGCUCAAGCAAAACUGGUCAGAUUGUGGUCUAAGUAUAGAGCAGACCAAAUUCGGAGAAUGAUGGAGACGUUUCAGCAGCUUAUUACUUACAAAGUCAUAAGCAACGAGUUCAACAGUCGUAACCUAGUGAACGAUGACGAUGCUGUUGUUGCUGCUUCCAAGUGCUUGAAAAUGGUUUACUAUGCAAAUGUAGUAGGAGGGGAUGUGGAUACGGAUCAUAAUGAAGAGGAAGAUGAAGAACCCAUCCCGGAAUCAAGUGAACUCACUCUUCAAGAGCUGUUGGGUGAGGAAAGAAGAAAUAAAAAAGGUCCUCGAGUGGACCCACUGGAAACUGAGCUUGGUGUUAAAACUAUAGAUUGCAGAAAACCACUUAUCCCCUUUGAAGAAUUUAUUAAUGAACCACUGAAUGAUGUUCUAGAAAUGGACAAAGACUACACUUUCUUCAAAGUAGAAACAGAAAAUAAAUUCUCUUUUAUGACUUGUCCCUUCAUAUUGAAUGCUGUUACUAAGAACCUGGGACUGUAUUAUGACAAUAGGAUCCGGAUGUACAGUGAACGACGCAUAACUGUGCUCUACAGCUUAGUUCAAGGACAACAGCUCAACCCAUAUUUACGACUUAAAGUGAGACGUGAUCACAUCAUAGAUGAUGCACUCGUGCGGCUAGAGAUGAUUGCCAUGGAAAAUCCUGCAGACUUGAAGAAGCAAUUGUAUGUUGAAUUUGAAGGAGAGCAAGGGGUAGAUGAAGGAGGUGUUUCCAAAGAAUUUUUUCAACUGGUUGUGGAAGAAAUCUUCAAUCCAGAUAUUGGCAUGUUCACAUACGAUGAAUCUACAAAACUGUUUUGGUUUAAUCCGUCCUCUUUUGAAACUGAGGGUCAGUUUACACUGAUUGGCAUAGUGCUGGGGCUCGCCAUUUACAAUAACUGUAUACUGGAUGUACAUUUUCCCAUGGUUGUCUACAGGAAGCUAAUGGGCAAAAAAGGAACUUUCCGUGAUCUGGCAGACUCUCAUCCUGUUCUUUACCAGAGUUUGAGAGACUUGCUAGAGUAUGAAGGAAGUGUGGAAGAUGAUAUGAUGAUAACUUUUCAAAUAUCUCACACGGAUCUCUUUGGCAAUCCAAUGAUGCAUGAUUUAAAGGAAAACGGUGAUAAAAUUCCUAUUACAAAUGAAAAUAGAAAGGAAUUUGUCAAUCUGUAUGCUGACUAUAUACUCAAUAAAUCAGUAGAAAAGCAAUUCAAGGCCUUUCGGAGAGGAUUCCACAUGGUGACCAAUGAAUCUCCUUUGAAAUAUUUAUUUAGACCAGAGGAAAUUGAAUUACUUAUUUGUGGAAGUAGGAAUUUAGAUUUUCAAGCACUAGAAGAAACAACAGAAUAUGAUGGUGGCUAUACAAGAGACUCUCUUAUUAUUAGGGAAUUCUGGGAGAUAGUCCAUUCAUUUACGGAUGAACAGAAAAGACUAUUCUUGCAGUUUACAACAGGCACAGACAGAGCCCCUGUGGGAGGACUUGGAAAGUUAAAGAUGAUCAUAGCCAAAAAUGGCCCAGAUACAGAGAGGUUACCUACAUCUCACACAUGCUUUAAUGUACUUUUGCUUCCGGAGUACUCAAGCAAAGAAAAGCUUAAAGAAAGAUUAUUGAAGGCCAUCACAUACGCCAAAGGAUUUGGCAUGCUGUAAUAAAUGUAACAAAAGGGAUGAAAAAAAAAUGAUGGUGGUGAUGUCCCUGUCCAAAAAGGCCAUAAGAUAGUGAGCUACAGUAGUCACCUGUGUUUGUGCCUCCCUUCUUUACUGGGGACAUUGGGCUGGAACAGCAGAUUUCAGCUGCUUAUAUGAACAAAAUCUUUAUUUUUUCUUUUAGCGUGAAAGUGUUACAUAUUCUUUCACUUGUAUGUACAGAGAGGUUUUCCUGAAUAUUUAUUUUAAGGGUUAAAUCACUUUUGCUUGUGUUUAUUACUGCUUGAAGUUGAGCCUUUUUGAGUAUUUACAAGAAAACAAACUGUACUCUCCCAAGGAAACUAUUGCCAUCAUUUGUAGACUAUGUAACCUUCAAGUAUGUGCUAUAUUUUUGUCCCUGUAUCUAAUCAAAUCAAGAACUGUACUUUUUGAAGAGUUUGCUUUUGAAACUUGAAGUCUUGGAAAACAGUGUGAUGCAAUUACUGCUGUUCUAGCCCCCAAAGAGUUUCUGUGCAAAACCUUAAGAAUCAAUAAAGAUGGAAGGGAGAACUUGGAAUGUUAAAUUGCAGCCUUGAAAACUUUACUUUAGUCACAGCACAACAAUUAAAAUUCAUUUCACUAUAUGUUGUCUUCACAUGUCUUGUAAUAAAUUGUGGUUUUAAUUAGAAAAACAUUUCUUAGCAUAGGAAAAGGUAGAAAUUUUAGUUACUUUUUCUAAAAAAGAAAAAAGUUUACUGGGGAAAAGUGCAUUUUCAACUGAAUGGCUUUAGAGUAGGGAGUGAUGAAGUGUUUGGGGCGGGGGGGACUAGGAAGUUUUUGCUACAUUAUAAACAAAGCAUGUGGAAGUGCACUUAAAAUGAAGUUUUAUUCUUAAUUGCCUAUUAUGUUGACCUUUUAAAUAGACAAUCCAAAGUCUUCCCUACGCGUUCUGUCAUCGCCAUUUAUUUAAUGAAUCAUUGUUCCUCCUUAUCAAGGCACAUGAUCAGUGUUGCAACAUAAUCUAAAGGGAUGGCUGCUGUGUUUUAAUCUCAUCUAACGAUAAGCAAAAUUGAAAAAUAUUAAACCUAAAGGCCUACUUCAUGUUGUACACUUCCAACCAUUAAAUAAACUGUUAGAAAGUAAGUAAUGAGGUUAUGUUCAUCUGCUACAGAAAACAUUCAGUAGGUUUUUAAUUUAACUCAACAAAUCAUAUCAGAAAUAAAUCCUUUACCUUUUGUAGUCUGUGUUUAAUGUUAAUUUCUCCUGUUGCAAUAUAUGACAAAGGGAUUAUGCAUUUUUAAGCGAAGACAUAAGUGGCAUAUCUCUUUUAUAAUACAAGCUACAGCUGGCGUGCGGAGCUGAGCUUGUGCCUUGACAAUUGCUAUAACUGACUACUACAGAUCAGAUCAGUGGCUGUGUGGAAUUGGCAUUAAAAAGGCAUAGUUUUGAAAUCAUUGGAGAAAGAAAAGAUGUCUUUCAGGAUUAUUUUAAUAAUUACUUUCUAGUAGUAGAAACAGACAACUGCUAUGUAACUAUGAUGCUGAAUAAAACAGUGACCUUUUUUCACCA